CUUGAGCAUCUUGAUUUCACAUUUAUGAAUUAGUAAUGUUUGCCCGAGUGUUAACAAUCUUUUUUCUUCUAAAUAUUUUUUGCAAAGCUGUUAUUUCCAUUGACAGUUAUGAAGCUUAUUUCCUACCAGAUUCACUUUUCAUUCAGCAAUCAGAAUCAGACACAGUGAAGAUAGGCUUGAAUCAAUCAGUGCCAAACGAUGUGACGCUUAAGCUAAGCUACUGGGAAAGAAAUGGUGAUGUGGUUUCACCAGAAAAGCUGAAUGGCUCAGCCAUUCUUCCUAUACCUGAUUUUGUUAUAAAGAAAAAUCAAGAUGGUCCUACUCCUGUCACAAUAACUGGUAACUUACCCGGUCAUAUAUAUCUGAGAAUAAAUUCAUCUGGAAGUAUUAAUAUUGUAAACGCAAAAUCUGCAAUAUGUCGAGUGACUGUUGUGCGUUUACGGUGGUUAAACAUAUUACAAAUUGUAAUUGGCUGGCUUUAUUUUGCUGCUUGGACUGUUUCAUUCUAUCCUCAGUUAUAUAUGAAUUGGAGAAGGAAAAGUGUGGUUGGAUUUAAUUUUGAUUUUGCCAUAUUGAAUGUUAUUGGAUUCCUCUACUACAGCGUCUAUAAUAUUGGAUUGUUUUGGAUUCCAUUAAUACAGGAACAAUAUUUAAGCAGAAAUCCUUUGGGUACAAUACCAGUACUGACAAACGAUGUGGUAUUUGCAUUUCACGCCUUCAUUAUAUCCUCAUUAACAGCAUUUCAAAUCUUAAUUUAUGAUCGUGGUGACCAGCGUGUCUCUAAAUUGUGCAUAGGGUUAAUAAUUCUGAUCGCAAUAUAUACAAUCAUUGUGUGUAUAAUAGGUGGUGCAAAUGUUGUACAAUGGUUGGAUACCUUCUAUCUAUUAUCUCAUGUGAAACUAGUCAUCUCAAUUGUGAAAUAUACACCUCAGGCGUAUAUGAAUUUCCGUCGAAAAAGUACAGUUGGAUGGAGUAUAGCCAAUAUUAUGUUGGAUUUCAGUGGUGGAAUUCUGAGCAUUGCUCAAAUGAUUAUUAUUGCAUACAAUAACAAUGAUAUCAGUAGUAUAACUGGCUCACCGAUAAAACUUGGCCUAGGCAUAUUGUCAAUUGCAUUCGAUAUAUUAUUCAUGGUACAACAUUGGUGCUUAUAUCGUCAUCCACCAAAUCAAGAUUUCGAUGUGAUAACUGUUGAAGAAGAAAAAUCUGACAUAGAAGAUCCGCCGAAUAAGGAAAAACCAACCCCCUGA
Messenger RNA from Trichobilharzia szidati, 1247 nucleotides. The record is from the annotation of a GenBank genome assembly. Lineage: Eukaryota; Metazoa; Platyhelminthes; Trematoda; Strigeidida; Schistosomatidae.